AUGACACAAGAAAUUCAGCAACAGAAUCCGCCACAACAACAACUUCAACACCAACAAAAACUACAACAACAGCAACUAAAAUAUCAGAACGAACAACAGCAGCAACAACUAAAACAAUCUAAGUUAGAGGCUGAUGAGACAAUAAACAAUUUAAUUAAGAGUGUCAUACCUAGCGGUGGUUAUAGAAGGGCUGAUAGACAGUCGAAAAAAGCCAUCGAAUGGUUAUCAGCCUUAGAACGCGAUUUGGGCAUUGAAAUUACUUAUGGAGACAGAGCACGAGAAUUUAGAUUGCCAGAGGGAUGUCUAGUCGAUGGCUAUUUUGAAAAUAUAGAAGUAAGUACGAAAGUAGUUUACCAGUUCCAUGGUUGCUACUGGCAUGAGUGUCCGCAAUGUUUUAAAUUAAAUCAGGAUAAAAAGUUAGGUUUCGAUAAAAGUUCUGAAUCUCUAAAUGAUCGUUUUGAACGAACAAACGCUCAAACUGAUCGACUUCGCUCAUUAGGAUAUGAGGUAGUCGAAAAGUGGGAGUGUUCGUUUGAUAAGGAAAAAGUUGUAAAUGAUAAUUUACGCAGUUUCUUAAAAGACCACCCACUUUUAAUGACUGACGCCUUGAAUCCUCGAGAUGCAUUUUAUGGGGGUCGAGCAAGUACUACAUUUUCGUAUUAUGAGGCUAAGGGUACAGUGAAAAUAUCAUAUCCUGAUGUUUGUUCACUUUAUCCAUUUGUUUCAAAAUAUGGAAAAUUUCCCAUUGGUCAUCCCAAAGUUUACAUUGGUGAUGCCUGCAAAAGUUUAACCGGCGUAAGCUUUGAUUUAUCUGAUGUCGAGGGACUAGUCAAGUGUAGAGUAUUACCUCCUACCAAUAAGUAUUUACCUGUUCUGCCUGUCCGCGUGCAUGAUAAACUCAUGUUCCCUUUGUGUAAUACUUCCUGUAAAGAAAAAAUACAGAGCGAUUGUCCAUAUCUAAAUAACACAAAUGCGAGAGAAAUUGAAGGAACAUGGUUUUCCGACGAGAUAAAAGUUACGAUUCAAGAAGGGUAUAAAGUUACUGCCAUUUUUGAAAUUUGA
Belonocnema kinseyi is the source of this 1062-nucleotide messenger RNA. RefSeq lists its product as uncharacterized. NCBI's taxonomy places the organism in Eukaryota, Metazoa, Arthropoda, Insecta, Hymenoptera, Cynipidae. Bases 1 to 1062 code for a protein of 353 amino acids. Gene Ontology annotation, biological process: DNA replication. The transcript has 2 exons. The record is from RefSeq and is a predicted model, not a curated record. Gene Ontology annotation, molecular function: DNA binding; DNA-directed DNA polymerase activity; nucleotide binding.